AUGGGAAGUUUUUGUUCAUAAUAAACAAGGCAAAAUUGUCAAGAUUAAAUUUUAAUGAUUGAAUCUUAAACUGAUAUCAAGGAAGACGAUGACAUAAAGAUUAUGUAAAUAACACUAUUAAAGCCAAAAUUUCUGAAUUAUCAAGUAUUAACUUGAAUUAAUUUUUUAACUCAUAGUUAGAAAAGCAAAAAUUUGUAAGAGCUCCCACUCAAUUCCUUGAUAAAAAAGCUUCAUAAGAAGUGUUUGCUAUUAAUUCAAAUAGGAAACUUAAAGGAAUUUUAAAACAACAAAAUUAAUUUUCAAUCAAAAGGGCCAAUACCUUUGAUUAGAUCAAAUGUGUUCGUUUUAACUUUGUUCUGUAAGAUUAGGAAAGUUAAGGAUCAAAAAAUUUGGUUAAAUUGAUAAAAUUACUUAACCAUAGAACAAUAUAAAAAUGA
Molecule: messenger RNA, 437 nt
Organism: Paramecium sonneborni
Lineage: Eukaryota; Ciliophora; Oligohymenophorea; Peniculida; Parameciidae
Source: the annotation of a GenBank genome assembly